AUGUUCCGCACCACAUUGCUUCGCCAGGGCAUGGCCGUCGCCAAGGCCCCCAAGCCUACCACAAUGGCUCGUCCAAUGCGAUUCUACAGCACAUCCCAAAAAAAGAACUCUGGUGCUCCUAGCUUCGCUGCCAUGUUGGCUGUUGCCUCAAUGGGUUUUGCCGCUUACAGCAUGCUUGUCAAAUCUCGAGAGGGUCAAGCACUGCCUCGUCGCAAACAACCAGCACCUGUCAGUGAAGAAAAGCAAGACGACAAGCAGCAACAGCAACAGGAGCAACAGCAGCCUGCCGAGGAAGCUAAGCGUAUCCCUGCCUUUUCUCCAGAGGAAGUUACUGUGGUCUUUGUGCUUGGUGGUCCUGGAGCUGGCAAGGGUACACAGUGCGAGAACUUGAAGCGUGAUUACGGCUUUGUUCAUUUGUCUGCCGGUGAUCUUUUGCGUGAAGAGCAACAACGCCCUGGAUCCAAGUAUGGUGAAUUGAUCAAGCACUACAUUCGUGAAGGUUUGAUUGUGCCUAUGGAGGUCACUAUUGCUUUGCUCGAAAACGCCAUGAGAGAAGCUAUGGAAAAGUCAAAGGCCACCCGUUUUUUGAUUGAUGGUUUCCCUCGAAAGAUGGAUCAAGCUCUCAAGUUUGAGGAAGUUGUUGUUCCUUCCAAGGUCGUCUUGUACUUUGAGUGCCCUGAGGAGAUCAUGUUGCAACGAUUGUUGAAGCGUGGCGAGAGCUCCGGCCGCAUUGAUGACAAUAUCGAGUCCAUCAAGAAGCGAUUUGCUGUUUUCCGAGAAACCAGCUUCCCUGUGAUUGAGGCAUUUGAAAAGCAAAACAAGGUGAAGACCGUCUCAUGCAAUAAGCCAGUGGAUGAAGUAUACAAGGAUGUUCGAGAAUCAUUCGACAAGUUGUUUGGAGAAGACAAAUAG
This is a messenger RNA of Lichtheimia ornata, 912 nucleotides long. RefSeq lists its product as uncharacterized. The transcript has 5 exons. Gene Ontology annotation, molecular function: ATP binding; UMP kinase activity. The record is from RefSeq and is a predicted model, not a curated record. Lineage: Eukaryota; Fungi; Mucoromycota; Mucoromycetes; Mucorales; Lichtheimiaceae. Gene Ontology annotation, biological process: UDP biosynthetic process; CDP biosynthetic process; 'de novo' pyrimidine nucleobase biosynthetic process. Bases 1 to 912 code for a protein of 303 amino acids. Gene Ontology annotation, cellular component: nucleus; cytoplasm.